UGUCUCGACUGCGUGGGUUUCUCUAUCUGUUAAACUGUACUACUCGGGCUGGACCUGUCUUGACUACAGGUGGAAUGUGCUCGUAGUAAUUAUCAUUUCUAAAAAUAUGGAGCCUCCAGACUUCGAAAGUAUGAACUUCACUGUGAAGCUCGUUGAGAGCACAUAUCCUGUAUGUGACAAAUGGAAAGAAGGCUCCGAGGGUUCCGUGUAUCACCUCGCCCACAUCUUUCUCUUUCUCGGCUUCAUGGGUGGUAGCGGAUUUUAUGGACAGCUUUAUUUGUUCACUUUCCUGACUCUGGGCUUCUUCUGUGCCACUCUCUGGGCUUGGACGGACCCCUGCACCACUGACGCGUUCCUGUGGUGUUUCGCGCUCUUCGCGGUGUGCUUGGGGCAGGUUCUCCUUGCUGCUUACAGACUCCAGAGAGUGUCUUUUAAAAGGGACUUCCAGGAGCUUUACAACUGCCUGUUUAAAAAGCUUGGGGUCUCACUUUCACAAUUUGGGAAAAUUGUCGCUUGCUGUGACGGAGACAUCCACACCAUAGAGAAGGACCACUGUUUCGCCAUCGAGGGGAAGACGGCCAUUGACAAGCUGUCAUUGCUCCUGUCUGGCAGAAUCCGAGUGACAGUUCAGGAUGAGUUUCUGCACUACAUCUAUCCCUUGCAGUUUUUGGAUUCACCAGAAUGGGACUCACUCAGGCCAUCAGAGGAGGGUGUAUUCCAGGUCACCCUGUCUGCUGAUAACCCGUGUACAUAUGUGUCAUGGAGGAGGAAGAAACUCUAUCUUCUUUUUGCCAAACACCGCUACAUAGCCAGGAUCUUUGCCCUGGUUGUGCGGAAUGAUAUUGCAGAGAAGCUCUACUCCCUUAACGACAAGGCAUUCGACUGCUCCGGACACCGCUAUGAUCUCCGCUUACCGAGUUACUGUCACAUGCCACGGACUGAAUUAGAAACGACAGAUGCCCCCUCAAAAGUCCCAGUGCAGGAAUGAUUGCUUGGCCACACAAAUACUGCUGCAGGCCUGACACACCUUCACAUUUUCAGACUGCGAUGAGGAUUUUUAGCAGUUUCAUUGCAGUAAUGUUUUUCUAAACACUGCACAUAGGGACAUGCAAGCUGCAUAUAAUGUAGGUGUCUGGAAUAUAUUGGUCAAAACUAGAGGUGGGCCGAUAUUUGAGCCGACAUUCAUUCACAGCAACGUUGCCAGAAGUUGUGGCGUGUAGAUGACUGGGACGUUUAUUACAGUUUUAAGAAGUCUGCUGCCUUAAAGGUCAUCUUAAAUUCUUAAACACACAUCAAGUGGGGAAAUAGCACAUAUUUGUUACAUAAAAUACAUAUAAAUGUCGUAGAUUAGUCAAUUAGUUUUCAAAAUAAUAAACUUUAAAGACCCUAUUCUCUGUAGCCCCUCAAGCUGUGACGCCAAAGCAGCAAGGCUUCCUGCAAGGACGCCUGUCGACAUAUUGUUUUCUGUGUAAUCGCCUCUAAACCUAACGAGAGUGAGCACAUUUUUUGGAAGUUUGGAGAAAAUGCCAAGACUUUGUGUUGCAGGAGUACCAGUAAUGGCACGGCUCACGGUGUUCAUCUUUUUAAUUGGUCGAAAGACGAAAAAGUUACGAAGAGCUGUACAAAAUAAGGUGCCAUCAAAAUGGUCAUUGGUGCAUCGGUGCAUUCCAACGAUGAUUGCGUCGAGGAAGUUUGCAGUGUUGAGUGCUGGGAUACAAACAUAUCGGCGCUAGUGAGCUGCUUAAAAGAUUUUCUCCUCUCCACCGCUUCUGCAUGCAUGCAAGGGUUGCCCUGCUCAUUGGCUGUUACCCGGGACAAGACUCUGCAUGUAACCAAUCAGAUGGUGCUGUGGGUGAGACAAUGUUGGAGACAGAAUUGCAGACAGAGAGGUUCGCAUCUGAGCCAAAAUAACCCAGUUUUAAAUUGAUCUCUUAUCGGCCGUCAGAUUAAAAAAAAAAGGCUGAUUCCGAUAUGUGUCAAAAUGUCGAGUAUCGGCCGAUAAUCACUAUUGUAACCUGCAGGAUGGUAAUGGUUUAGUCUAUUUCAACUGUGUUACAUUGAAGUACAUCACGUUUACACUUUCGCAAGUCAACAUGUACAAAAAGGAGCAGGAAAAAGCAGAGCUCAUUUAAUCCUACCCUUUCUUCGUGGCUCAGCAGGUACUGAUAGUUGUUCACUUCCUGUGUUUAACAUGUACCAGGUUGCCGUUAUCUCAACUGGUGGGUCACGGAGAAGGUCAUGGUGUCUUUUAAAAAAAAAAAAUGUGUAAAGACCCAAUGCCCGUGAACGCAUUUUGCAUCUUGUGCUAUUCGCUUGCUAUGCCUCCACGGGGGUGUGUGUGUGCCAUGUUUAUGGGCGACUUGGUCAAGCUUCAGCGGGAGGGGAAAGACACCGAAUGUGGACUUAAUGCGCCAUCUGUCCGACACACAGCUAGAUAGCCGGAUAUGUGCUGGAGAAGAGUGCUGCAUAAAACAAAAGCUCACGUUGUGUUGCGUGGGGAAAUCCUGCCCACAAUGCAAACAAUACUCCGUUAUACCAGAGUUAUACUCCGGAGCGAUUUCUAAUUUUUUUUUCACACUGGCAGCCAUGAGAGGGCGCUCUAGGCUUGUGUGCCGGUAUCUGCUACUCCGAUCGCUCCUGUACCACUGAAAAUGUACAAUGUAAACAUCGGCUGAUAAAGACAACUGAGAAAGACAGAACAAAAAUGCCCCCAAAAAGAAAAUCAUAUUCUGCAGACUACAAGUUGCAAGUACUGCAACAGCCUUUUUACAUUUCAAAUUAAAAUAAAUAAAUCAAAUGUUUUAAAUAAGAUAUUUGUGACGUUUACGUAAAAAAAAAGUUCAGUAAUUUGGGUCGCUGCUUGUUAUUGAAGGGUGAUGGUUGGUCCCGCAGCCAAACCAGCUGAGAACCACUGGUCGAAAGAGUGUGAAAUAGUAAAGUCAGUGGAUUUUGUAGGUAGCUUGUUCAGUAAUAAAACAAUAAUUGUAAGAGUAAAGUUUGACAAACAUUUUAUAAUAAUAAAUAAGUACGGGAGUUACAACUGACAGAAACAUAAAAUGAAUCAUUCAAAAUAUUUAAAGCCAGUGCACCAUCAAAAUGAUUUUACAGCUCUAUUUUAUCAUGAGAAUUAUGUUUCAGGCUUAAAAGUCUUGAAACUGUCACAAGUUAGCCCUUUAUAUGCGGAGAGAGUAAUAUGGGGAGAGAAAUGAUAUGUAUAAUUUAGCUGGGAGAGCAAGAUAGACAAACAGGUUUCCUUUCAUUGAUGAUGCCUCUGCCACAACACUAUUUCUAUAUAUUUUUCAUAUCAUGAUUGUCUUCACUAAGGAGAUCAUGUUUGAUUUGUUUGUGGGAUUGAGAAAAAAACAUAUGCACAGUACACUUGUUUAAAUAUUUAAUUCAUCCCGACUAACUUGAAAGGUGAUCUUGAAAAUUGCUCAAACUUGACCUUGGAAAGCGGUGUGUAACGCCAAUAAGUCGGUCACACAUUUAACAGUGAACUUAAUGUUUGUUAACAAAAUAUGACAAAAGAAUUGAAAUGUCAGCAAGACUUCUAAACUUGGCAGACACAAACACUGAAUAACAUUUAACGUUCCAAAAGUGUUAUUAAUUGUUGCAUUUGGUUUUACCUGUAUUGUUGGUUAUACGCAUUUAAAUGUGUUGGUAAACAUAAUUUAAUUUAUCUACUUGUUCGGGCAUGGAACCUGUAAAUAUGGUCAUAUUUUGUGUUUUAGUAAUGUAAUCACAUGACGCUGUGUGUGUUUUGUGUAACUCUUCAUCAUAUAAAUGAUAAUAUAACGUAGAUUUGUACAAGCAUAAUAGCAAUCAGUGGAUAAUAUUGUGUUCUUCUAUGCAGUGUUUUAUAUUUCAUGUGAAAAUAUUACAAUUUAAGUUAAGAAAAUCUGAAAUGUAAUUGCUGAAUAAAUACAU
This is a messenger RNA of Dunckerocampus dactyliophorus (ringed pipefish), 3927 nucleotides long. It is a transcript of the gene popdc3, whose product is annotated as popeye domain containing 3. The coding region runs from base 107 to 988 and encodes 293 amino acids. NCBI's taxonomy places the organism in Eukaryota, Metazoa, Chordata, Actinopteri, Syngnathiformes, Syngnathidae. The record is from RefSeq and is a predicted model, not a curated record. Gene Ontology annotation, molecular function: cAMP binding. Gene Ontology annotation, cellular component: sarcolemma. The transcript is spliced from 3 exons.